CUCGUUUUGUGAGUUGUCAAGCACGUCCGACAACAAAGACAAACUUGAAAGAAGAGAAAUCUAAAACCUAAACAACAAAUCUUUUUAGAUUCAACUGGUUUAAAACUAAAAUGCUGGACAAGGAAUGGGUUCAUCUUAUCAGACUUGAUCCAACAUACGAAAUAGGUGCCUGGAAAUUUGUCCGAACGGUGGCUGCUGAGUUAGGAGACAGUGGCAUGGUAAUAUGCCCAUGCGUUGACUGUAGAAAUGUAGAUUGUCAUUCAUGUAGUGUUGUGGUUGCUCAUCUAGUAACUAGAGGCAUGGAUGAGACUUACAAGUUGGGGAAAAAUUGGUAUCAUCACGGUGAAGUGAACUCAGGGGCUGAAUUCGUUGAGAAAUUAAAUCGGUGGAAUGAUGAGAUUUGUGGUUUAUAUCAAGCUGCUGAGUUUAUGGAUGAAGAGCCAUUAAGAAAUUGUGAGAAUACUGAGGGAGAGGACAAGAUAGAUGAUGAGUUCUUUGCAAAGCUACCUGAUGCAGAACCCCCUUUAUAUCCAAGCUGUUCUUCCCAUAGCAAGCUAUCAGCCAUUGUGACAUUGUUUAGAAUGAAGACACAGAAUAGCUGGUCUGAAAAAAGCUUCAAUGAUCUCCUUGAGACAUUGUCAGAAAUGUUACCGGAUGGUAGUGUACUUCACACAUCACUAAAUGAUGUGAAGAAAUUUCUGAAGUCUUUUGAUAUGGGUUAUCAAAAGAUUCAUGCCUACAUAAAUGAUUGUUGCCUAUUCAGGAAGAAGUACAAGAAGCUGGACAACUGUCCCAAAUGUAAGGCUUCAAGAUGGAAGAGCAAUAUGCACAUUGGUGAAGUAAAGAAGGGUGUCCCACUAAAAGUAUUACGAUACUUUCCGAUAAUUCCACGUCUGAAGAGGAUGUUUAGGUCUGAAGAAAUGGCUAAGGACUUAAGGUGGCAUUUCAGUAACAAGAGCAACGAUGGGAAAAUACGUCAUCCGAUAGAUUCUAUGACGUGGGAUCAAAUGAAUAAUAAAUACCCAUCAUUUGCUGCUGAACCAAGGAACAUCCAUCUUGGACUGUCCACAAAUGGAUGUAAUCUGUUUAUCAUGAAGAAUGCAAGGUAUAGUCGUAAUGGUACAACAAUCGCAUGGCCAUAGGACAAAGUGGUAAUGGUUUGAACUGAAGUACCUUUGUCU
Molecule: messenger RNA, 1181 nt
Organism: Camelina sativa (false flax)
Lineage: Eukaryota; Viridiplantae; Streptophyta; Magnoliopsida; Brassicales; Brassicaceae
Source: RefSeq, a predicted model, not a curated record